UCUCCGUGUCGCUGUCAUUAUUUUCUUGUGCCGUUCGGAAUUUCUGUGCGUUUUGAAAACGUUGAUGUUUUGUGUAUGUGUGGUGCUGUGGUGCCAACCAAAUCGGGACCGGAAAAGGGUCACAUUCCUUCUCCCGGCUGGACGGGGUGCUUCCUUUGUGUGCGAGCCUUAGAGCAGAGUUUGUUGGUGUAGCGUGUGUGCUGGUCGCCAGGAACAGCCAGCCAGCCAGAGAGUGGUGCGGCACAACCGCAUCAGAAGUGAAAGACACGGCCGCUCUGUUUGUGUGAGUGUGUGGCUGUGUGCAUAUAUUUCUUGAUUGUGAAAAAUAACACAAAAGUGGAGUGAAAAGAAAAGUGCGAACACCUUUCGUGGUCGUCCCAUCAUCAUUGGCAAGGAAGGUGACAUUGCGGUGGUUGACACUCCGCUCCAAGAAGCUCCCUACUCGCUUCCCCAGUCCCCAGCGCGUAGGGGGGGUGUGGGUGAGUGGUUUUUCCCCGUGGCUCCACAAAAUCGAUCGGCCCGCAAACACCCGGAUCUGCGUUGAACCGUCUCUCCUGUUGAUGCGUUCGGCCCGUUCCACUUGCUGCGGCUACCCGAGCGGCGGUGGUAGUGUUUGCGACACAACACCACUCGACUAACACUUGAAAGGGUUGUGUGUGUAUGUGUGUUAGUGUGUGCCGAACCGUCUCUAGUCAGGUGUCCGGUGUUCCGGUAAGCAGGAGGACCCAACAGCAUUUUGCGUGUACCGUGUCGGUCGUUAUCCUUAGCCCUAUUGCACACACACGACGGCUCGUUCGUGGCAGAAACGGACGAACUUACAGACACACAGCUUACACACACGCGAAACUUAAACGAUUCUUCGUGACUGAGAAGUAAAAGUUUGUUAUGCUGUUUUAGGGAGGAUUGUGGUAAUAGCAGUGUGUUUGUGUGGAAGGAUAAUAGCAGGCGGAAAAAAACCUUGUCUGAAUUGAUUUAACGAUACGGCGCAAUCGUAGGCGGUGGGUGACUCGUCUUUGCAAAAGAAAUUGCAACAAGAAAGUGUUUUGUAUACGUGUGUGUGUAUAUACACCGGUUGUUAUAUAGUGUGUGUUUGUGUGUGUGUGUGUGUGUGUGUGUGAGGGAAAAUAAAGGAAUAAAACAAAUCACGGUCCCCCCAUCCCGCCGUGGUGUGGAAAACGGGUCCCAGUGGUGUUGGUGGUGGUGGAGACUGUGUGAUAGAUUUGUGUUUCCGGCACUGCCGCUACUUCCUGUGUUGGUGGUUGUUGUUCGCACUUCAAGGCAAAGCACUUCCCAUACGUGUGGUGCUAUUUUUGGAACAAAUCCUGAAUUGAGCUAACUAACGAAGGGAGAAACGUUUUGCGCUGUCAAACCACCAGCUACUACUGCGAGCGAGCGAAGGAUCCGGAAGCCGUUCCAGAUCGUCGACGGCAACCUCUCCUCGGUUUGUAGAACCCCGAGCGCGCACUCAAUCAACGGAUUUUGGUUCAUUCUUCGGGACAGGUGUUAAGACAUAAAGACGGCCACCAUUGCGUUGACAGCUUCCGAACUAUGACGGGAUCUUCUGCAUUAUGACAAUAACAACCAUUGAGAAGCAAGUGAAUAAUAACUUCGGGGCUUCAACAUGAGCUCGCGUCACGCCUUCUACACCGUCGAGGUGGGCGACACCAAGUUUACCAUUCUAAAGCGAUACCAAAACCUGAAACCGAUCGGUUCCGGUGCUCAAGGCAUUGUAUGUGCCGCAUACGAUACAGUAACACAGCAGAACGUUGCCAUCAAAAAGCUAUCCAGACCUUUCCAAAAUGUCACUCACGCCAAACGAGCCUACAGGGAGUUUAAGCUUAUGAAAUUAGUCAAUCAUAAAAAUAUCAUUGGACUGCUGAACGCGUUCACGCCCCAGCGCACACUAGAAGAGUUCCAGGAUGUGUACCUGGUCAUGGAGCUUAUGGAUGCGAACCUCUGCCAGGUCAUACAGAUGGAUCUGGACCACGAGCGGAUGUCCUACCUGCUCUACCAGAUGCUGUGCGGCAUCAAGCAUCUCCACUCGGCGGGAAUUAUUCACCGGGACUUGAAGCCCUCCAAUAUUGUGGUAAAGUCGGACUGCACACUGAAAAUCCUCGACUUUGGGUUGGCCCGUACGGCCGGCACCACCUUCAUGAUGACGCCGUACGUCGUUACGCGGUACUACCGUGCGCCGGAGGUCAUCCUCGGGAUGGGGUACAAGGAGAACGUCGACAUCUGGUCGGUCGGCUGCAUCAUGGGGGAGAUGAUACGCGGCGGCGUCCUGUUCCCCGGUACAGAUCAUAUUGAUCAGUGGAAUAAAAUCAUUGAACAAUUGGGUACUCCGUCCCAGAACUUUAUGACGCGGUUGCAACCGACCGUGCGGAACUACGUGGAGAACAGGCCCCGCUACUCGGGGUACGCGUUCGAUCGGCUCUUCCCGGACGUGCUGUUCCCGACCGACUCGAACGAGCACAACCGACUGAAGGCUAGUCAGGCGCGGGAUCUGCUCAGCAGGAUGCUGGUGGUCGAUCCGGAGCACCGCAUCUCGGUCGACCAGGCGCUGGUGCACAGCUACAUCAACGUGUGGUUCGACGAGAGCGAAGUGAAUGCGCCCGCACCCGGCCCGUACGAUCACAGCGUGGACGAGCGUGAGCACACGGUCGAGCAGUGGAAGGAGCUGAUCUACCAGGAGGUGAUGGAGUACGAGGCGCGCAAUAAUCUGGCGGACGGGGAGGGCGCUCCACGGUAGAAACCAGAGGGCAGCUGUACCGCUCGGUCCGGUUCACAGCCAACUUCUUCCUCUUUAGCGACGGACGAGGCAGCAGGAGCAGCGGCAACCGCACCACCACACCACCACCCGGUAGAAGAAGGAACGACGACGACGACGACGACAGAGCAGGAGGAGCCUACUGCUGAGGAGUGAGGCGCCAGCCACUCUUAGUUCCCUCUCCUCCACCCUGAGGCGGGCACAACCACAAGCAAGAACAAGUGAAAGCAAUAAUGCUACCUUUUUAGCAAAAACCAUUAACCCUGGACCCAGGGACACCUGACCCUCGGCUGAAGCUCAUCGGCUCACGCGUGCGGCGUUGCGGUCAGUUUCGAGAGGGAAAACCAAGACACACACACGCAACUAGGAAGUGUUCGGAUGCAAAUGCAACAGCAGAGGGAGCUAGAGAGAGAGAAAGAGAGAGUGAUAUGGUUUCAAGUAUCUAUCCUAGCGUAGAGAAAGGAAAAAAGGGAGUUGCUGAAGUGAUGCCGGCAGCUGUGCGUCUUUUGGGUGGUGAUGGUAGUGUGUGUGUAUGUGUGUAUGUGUGGUGGGACAUUUCCCUUUGUACGUCGUCCUCUCUCUUUCUCUCUCUCUCUCUCUCUCUCUCUCUCUCUCUCUUCCGUAUCUGGUCAUAUGAAUAAG
Anopheles merus is the source of this 3409-nucleotide messenger RNA. Its product is annotated as stress-activated protein kinase JNK. Gene Ontology annotation, cellular component: nucleus; cytoplasm. Gene Ontology annotation, molecular function: JUN kinase activity; ATP binding. The coding region runs from base 1622 to 2749 and encodes 375 amino acids. The transcript is spliced from 10 exons. Gene Ontology annotation, biological process: protein phosphorylation; JNK cascade. Lineage: Eukaryota; Metazoa; Arthropoda; Insecta; Diptera; Culicidae. The record is from RefSeq and is a predicted model, not a curated record.